Messenger RNA from Fundulus heteroclitus (mummichog), 1625 nucleotides. It is a transcript of the gene ttc29, whose product is annotated as tetratricopeptide repeat domain 29. The coding region runs from base 142 to 1377 and encodes 411 amino acids. The transcript has 11 exons. Gene Ontology annotation, molecular function: protein binding. NCBI's taxonomy places the organism in Eukaryota, Metazoa, Chordata, Actinopteri, Cyprinodontiformes, Fundulidae. The record is from RefSeq and is a predicted model, not a curated record.
ACGUAACCUAGCAGCAGGACGCUGACGUGAGGAGAAGCAACAGAAACCCUGUUGGGCUAAUUUUCGCCGUCAAGUUUGUACAUUCCUUUACUUUGCCAGUCAUUUAACUCGGAGAAUUUAACUCAAGAAAAUCCCAGCAGGAUGAAGCAGAAAGAGUCGGCGGAGUCCUUCAGGAACGAGCCGGUGUCGGAUCCAUCGAUCCUGUCCAGGAAGGAAAUAGCCCUGUACAGGAACUGUCCGAAGCAGUACGUCUGCGUGGAGAUGCUCCAGGACGGUUACCACGGGGCGUUCUCAGAGCUCUUCUCUCUGCUGCGCUCGGAUCAGGACCAGAGGACCCAGGCCCUGCCCGGGUCGGCCCGGCUGCAGGCCCCGCCUCUGGAGGACCAGCGGGACAAACUGGAGACCAUCCGGCUGCACCUGAGCCUGGCCGAGAAGGCAGAGAGGGAAGGCGCCUGGACAGCCGUGUGUGAGGAACGCCUGCGUUUAGGGCGCUACUUCUCCAGCCAUCGGGACUUCAGGCUCAGCUUUCACUUCUACCACAGCUGCGCCGACAGAGAGCGCGGAGGACGGUCCAGGCCGGCCACAGAGGCCAGGCUCCACCUGGCGGAGUUGUACCGGCAGCACGGGGAUCCGGAGGAGGCGAGGCAGCAGGCGGAGAUGGGUCUGAAGCAGGCGGAGCAAGGAGGCUGGCUGGACUCGGACGGUCGGCCCCUGAGGCUCUGGGCCUGCAGGGAAAUGGCGAAAAGCUGCAGUCUGCUGGGGGAAGCCUUCCACGCAGAGAAAGACUUCGACACGGCCAAGAAGCUGCUGCAGUACGGCUCCAAAAUGGCCUUGGAAGGUGAGGACAGGUGUGUGGAGGGGGAGGUGCUCUUCAAGCAAGGACUGAGCUUACAGAGUUUAGGGGAUCACGGCGCAGCCAGACAGGCCUUCAGCACCUGCCUGCAGAUCUUCAGCGAGCUGCAAGACGUCAACGCGCUGGUGAGGAACUACAAGGCCAUGGCCAAGUCCUUGGAGAGCGAAGGCAACGUCCAGGAGGCUCUGUGGCUGCUGGAGGAGGCGGCCAACACCUGCCGGAGCAGCGGGCUGCGGGGCGAGCUGGCGGACGUCUGCCUGCACCUGGGCAACAUCUACUGCCACCUGGGUCAGCCGAAGAGAGCCUGCGAGUACUUCCUGCAGGGCUACAAAGCCGCCUGCAGCACAGGGGACGUAACUCUGCUGCAGAAAGCGCAGGUGAAGCUCGGCGUUACGUGCGCACACGUUUACGUCGGACAGUACAGCGGCGACAUGCAGGCGGCCUCCUCGACCUCCGUGAAGCGACUGGUGAGCUGGAAGGAGACCAGAGGACUCCAGGACCUCUUUCCAGACUUGGCAGAGUGAAAUCCUGCGGCCUCGCCAAAUGAAAACAUCAACUUCUCAGCAUUUGUCUGUCCGUUAAAAGGUUUUACUGUAUUUCACAUUUAUAAAACUAUUUAAAACCAUUUGAUUUCAUUUAUAAGCAGCUUACACCGUCCUUAUUGAGGCUAGACAUAUUUCAUAUUACUAAAGAUUAUUCAUAUUAUUUGAUUUCAUAAUAUUUUUCAUCAUUUAAAUAAUAACAUGGUAAACUGCUAAUAAAGAUAGAAAUU